Molecule: messenger RNA, 610 nt
Organism: Eimeria necatrix
Lineage: Eukaryota; Apicomplexa; Conoidasida; Eucoccidiorida; Eimeriidae
Exons: 5
Biological process (GO): protein peptidyl-prolyl isomerization
Cellular component (GO): cytoplasm
Molecular function (GO): peptidyl-prolyl cis-trans isomerase activity; protein binding
Source: RefSeq, a predicted model, not a curated record
AUGGAGCCCCACGAGAACGGCAGCUGCUGCGGCGGCCACUGCGACGGGGCCCCCCCACCUGCUGCAGCAGCAGCAGCAGCAGCAGCAGCAGCAGCAGCAGCAGCAGCAGACACGAGCCCCCCCCACGCAGCAGACACGGAAGUGGACGUCAGCGGCGACGGGGGCGUCAUCAAGCGAGUGCUGGUUCAGGGCACAGGCGAGCGGCCCCCCAAGGGCUACGAGGUGGAGGUACACUACGUGGGAAAGCUGGAAGAUGGCACUCAGUUCGACUCUUCUCGCGACCGCGACAGCCCCUUCCGGUUUGUGCUGGGAGAGGGCCAAGUUAUUAAGGGAUGGGAUUUGGGGGUUGCAACUAUGAGCGUUGGAGAGAAGUCCAUGCUCACAAUUCAACCGACCUACGGAUACGGCGAAGCGGGAGCUGGCGGCACAAUACCUCCUAACGCGACGCUGAAGUUCGAAGUGGAGCUGCUGAGUUUCCGGGCGAAGGCGAAGCAGCCGUGGGCCAUGAGCGUGGAGGAGAAGAUCCAAGCAGCAGCAGAUGAAAAAGAAAAAGGAAAUGCAGCUUUUAAAAAAAAAGAUUUGGCAGAAGCUGCAGCAGCUUAUCGCGAGG